AUGUUAACGAUCAAAAAUACCAGAAAAAAUUCUUUGAUUCAUUCACCCGGUGGAGAAGCUCUUCGACUUCUUUUUAAUGGUUCUUGUGACGCAGAUGUUAAUAAUACCGUUGCCCAGGCCACUUUUAAUGAAAAAAAGUGGAUCUGGGUCGAGGAUAAAAAAGCGGGUUAUGUCGCAGGUUACAUAACUAAGGAUAUGGGAGAACAAGUGGAAGUCCACUUGAAUGAUGAUUCGAUACGAAUAGUUAAUGUUAACGAAACUGAUAAAAUGAAUCCACCUAAAUUUGAUAAGGUGGAAGAUAUGGCUGAUCUAACUUAUCUAAAUGAGGCUUCUGUUAUUCAUAAUCUUCGACUAAGAUAUCUUUCUAACUUGAUAUAUACGUACUCCGGACUCUUUUUGGUCGCCGUUAAUCCUUAUCAAAAAUUUCCGAUUUAUACCGAUGAAAUAAUUCGAUAUUACAAGAGCAAGCGGCAUCAUGAAAUGCCUCCUCAUAUAUAUGCAAUCGCGGAUUCUGCGUAUAAUGAAAUGCUACAAGAACGCGAAAAUCAAUCCAUAUUAAUUACUGGUGAAUCCGGUGCUGGAAAAACUGAAAACACAAAACGGGUCAUACAAUAUAUCGCUGCAAUUGCCGGUGAUAGUGCCGGUGAUAGUUCUAACACGAAAAUGCUUGGUAAACUCGAAUCACAAAUCCUUCAAACAAAUCCUAUACUUGAAGCUUUUGGAAAUGCAUUGACCAUUCGGAAUAAUAAUUCUUCGCGAUUUGGAAAAUUUAUUCGUAUUGAAUUUAAUUCAUCUGGUCAAAUCGUGGGUGCUAAUAUUGAACGUUAUCUGUUUGAAAAGUCUCGUGUAACUUAUCAAACCCCAGAAGAACGUAAUUUUCACAUCUUUUAUCAAUUAUUAAGAGGUGCUUCGCCUCAACUGAAAAGUGAAUUACUCCUGGAUGGAUCUUUAAAUGAUUAUAGAUUCACUAAAAAUUCAUUAAAAGACAUUGAAGGUGUCAAUGAUUCCACAGAAUACCAGACUCUUGUCGAUGCUAUGAAUGUAGUUGGUAUUUCAGAAAAUGAACAAAGUGAUCUAUUUCGAGUGGUUUCUGCGGUAUUACAUCUCGGAAAUAUUGAAGUAGCUUCAAGUAGAAACGAUCAAGCUCAAAUUUACGAAACUUCUUCUUCUGAAAAUGUUUGUAAUUUAUUGGGUAUACCUAUUGCGGAAUUUACAAAAGGUCUUCUUAAUCCUCAAGUCAAAGCUGGUAGAGAAUGGGUUACUCAAGCAAGAACUAAGGAACAAGUUCUUUAUUCUAUUGAAGCUCUUGCAAAAUCUUUAUACGAACGAAGUUUUUUUGCUUUAGUUGAUCGAAUAAAUAAGGCUAUAUACAGACCUAAGAAUAGUUCUUAUUUCAUUGGAGUUUUGGAUAUUGCCGGAUUUGAAAUUUUCAAACAAGAAGAAUAUAAGCUUGAAGGUAUUGAAUGGAAAUUCAUUGAUUUUGGCUUGGAUUUACAGCCAACAAUUGACCUAAUAGAUAAAGCCAAUCCUGUCGGUAUUUUAUCUUGUCUUGAUGAAGAAUGUGUAAUGCCGAAAGCUACUGAUAAAACAUUCGUCGAGAAAUUGCAUAGUUUUUGGAAGGAUAAAUCUCCAAAAUAUCAAGUUCCUCGUUUUCAACAGGGCUUCAUUCUACAACAUUAUGCCGCCAAAGUAGAGUAUAAAACAUCUGGAUGGCUUGAUAAAAAUAAAGAUCCUCUUAAUGAAAAUAUUACAAAAUUAUUGGCUCGAUCCUCUAAUCAAUAUAUUGCUUCACUUUUUUCUGAUUAUCUUGGUGAUAUAACUGAUAAUGAUAAAAAGAAUAGAGUUAAACGUGGUGUUUUCAGAACAGUUGGUCGUCAUCAUAAAGAACAAUUACAUUCUUUAAUGCAACAACUUUAUUCAACUCAUCCUCAUUUUGUACGUUGUAUUAUUCCUAAUGAAGAAAAAUGUCCUGGAAAAAUUGAUGUUCCUUUAGUUCUUGAUCAAUUACGUUGUAAUGGUGUUUUAGAAGGAAUUCGUAUUUGUCGUGCUGGAUUCCCAAAUCGAUUAUCCUUUAAUGAAUUUCGUCGUAGAUAUGAAAUUUUAACUUCUGGAAUUAUUCCUAAAGGUUUCAUUGAUAAUAAAGUUGCUGCUGAAAAACUUUUGGAUGCUUUUAAAUUGGAUACUUCUCAAUAUCGUAUAGGAUCAAGUAAAAUUUUCUUUCGGGCUGGUGUGUUAGCAGAAUUAGAAGAAAUCCGAGACACAAAACUUUCUCAACUAUUCAGCGAUUUUCAAGCUCAUUGUAGAGGUUGGCUUGCACGAAAAGCUCAUGUAAAACGUAAUGAAAGACUUCGCGCUGCUAUUAUUAUACAAAAAAAUAUCAGAGCACUUAAUUCAUUAAAAGCGAACCCUUGGUGGAAACUUUUUUUAAAGAUCAGACCAACCUUAAAUUGUACUAAAGUUGAUGAAUUACAACGACAAAUUCGACUUAGAGAUGAUAAAAUACUCAUUGAUAAAGAAGAAAUUUUGAAACAAACACGUCAAAGAGAGAUAGAUCUUGAAGAUGAAGUUAAAGAAUUAAAUGAUGAACUUGAAGAAAUUGCUGGAAAAUGUGAACAACUUUCACAAUCAAAGAAAAUUUUAGAAAGUAAAAUGCAAGAUCGUGGUCUUUUGGAUGUACAAGCUCAAUUAUUAGCUCAACAAGAAGUAAAAAACAAUCAAAAGGAAAUUAUCCAUAUUGAACAUUCUAAUAAACUAAAAAGGAAAUAUUUGUAUUUACAAAAUAUAUCAGAUGACUAUUUACGUAGUGAACAAAGAACUCACUGA
This is a messenger RNA of Cetraspora pellucida, 2823 nucleotides long. NCBI's taxonomy places the organism in Eukaryota, Fungi, Glomeromycota, Glomeromycetes, Diversisporales, Gigasporaceae. The record is from the annotation of a GenBank genome assembly.